AUGUCCGUUUAUCGAUAUGAGUCUGAACGUUUGAACAGCUUCGCCAUAGACUGGCCUUUUCCUCGUCUAUGGAUACAGCCAACAGAUUUCGCCGCGGCUGGAUUCUACUAUACAGGCACGAGCGACGUCGUCAGAUGCUUCGAAUGUCAUCUAGAAAUAAGUCAGUGGAAUGCGGCAGGAGACAGUCCGAAGAAUGUGCACCAACGAGGUGCAAAAACUUGUAGAUUUGUUCAGAAUAUCCAGUGUGGUAAUGUACCGAUCGAUACGAAUCCUAAAGCAAUUACGAUAUUUGUGCCGGAAGCUACACUUGAGCUUUGUUUGAACAAUGAAGAUCGAGCAGAAAUCCCGCCAUCGUUAUAUCCAGAAUAUAGGAGUUAUGUUGCCAGAUUAAAAUCUUUUGCCAACUGGCCUCUAACAAAGACACAUAAUAUAGAAAAAAUGGCAGUUUCUGGUUUGUUUUAUAAGGGAAUAAAAGAUAAAGUAAUCUGCCAUCAGUGCGGUGUACGAUUUGAGGCGUGGGAGCCAAAUGAUGAUCCUUUAAUAGAACAUAUGAUAUUUUUCGAAGAUUGUUCUUAUAUGUGUUUAAUUCAUAAAAGUAUCCCACCUCCAAUCAAAUUGUUUGAAGAAUUUCAGAAACUAUGUGAGGAUGUUGCCAAAAGCUUUUCAAACUUAACCGAUUUAAAAGUAUCCGUAGAAGAUAAAAAUUUAUGUGAGAAUAUCGUCAAAAGUGGAGUUCCACGACUCGACAUUACUCGAUGUAAUCGCCAUAACUUGAAAAGCACAAAGAAAAAGGAAUUUGGACUCCAAGCCAAGAUUCAAGACGGAUCACAAUCAGCCAUGGCGAUCCUCGGGCCGUGGGAUCCGCUUCUUCAUGAAAUAACAUGCCAUAGAUUUGUCUUCGACGAUUACGAAUAUACCGACAUUAUUGCACCAAUACGUUGGACAUAA
Cyphomyrmex costatus is the source of this 948-nucleotide messenger RNA. Its product is annotated as death-associated inhibitor of apoptosis 1-like. NCBI's taxonomy places the organism in Eukaryota, Metazoa, Arthropoda, Insecta, Hymenoptera, Formicidae. Gene Ontology annotation, biological process: regulation of cell cycle. Gene Ontology annotation, cellular component: nucleus; cytoplasm. The coding region runs from base 1 to 948 and encodes 315 amino acids. The record is from RefSeq and is a predicted model, not a curated record. The transcript has 4 exons.